Messenger RNA from Psylliodes chrysocephalus, 1084 nucleotides. NCBI's taxonomy places the organism in Eukaryota, Metazoa, Arthropoda, Insecta, Coleoptera, Chrysomelidae. The record is from the annotation of a GenBank genome assembly.
UCAAAAUAAAAUAAUUUUUGAUGUUAUUGUCAAUUUGUUUGCCAUUUGUACACUUGAAUCGCUUUGCCAAAAUAUAUUUGAAAUUUUAAAAUUUGCAAAUUCAUUUUUAACAUUUCAGCCGUUAUUUUUGAUGAGAUAUCCAAAUAAAAAAAAAUGCCAUUUUGUAAUAGAUUUGACCCAAGAAAAUUACUCAGAUCAAGGAAAUUAGAGGAAAAAUCUUAUAAAAACGGUUUGAGGCACGGUAUUUUUAACGGAGUCUAUGAUAAAUAUACAGGAGCUUGGAUACAUGAUAAAAAAACGGGAAAAGGAGCUAUGUUAACAAAACACAAAGAUUUAUACGAGGGCGACUUCCUAAACGAUUACCGCCAUGGCGCAGGCGUUUUAGCAUACUAUCUUCCGAAGUAUAAAGUAUUCAGAUUAUCCUACAGAGGCGAUUGGAAAUAUGGAAGAAUGCACGGAGAAGGAAUUCGAUCAUAUCCUGAAGGUUUUUAUGUAGGCUCUUUUCAAUAUGGAAAACGACACGGCCUUGGUCAAAUGUAUUACAACGAUGGAGCUUAUUAUGAUGGCGAAUGGGUAAAAGAUCAACGGCAAGGAGUAGGGAUGCUUGUACUACCGAAUGGAAACAGAUACGAAGGCUCUUGGUUAAAUGAUCAGAAACACGGCAAAGCGAGGUUGUAUUUCUUGAAUGUGGGACAAAUUCAGAUUGGAGUUUGGAGAUUAGAUGUAUGUGUUUGGAGUACCAUUUCAAAUCUACCGUUUAGACAAGCUGCUCUUGCACCAACACUCUAUCCUUUGCCGGUGAACACUUUGGAAGAUUUGCAACGAGUGUGCGACAUGGGUGAGCAAAUGGCAUUGACAAACGAAGGAUCUGCUGAUAUAUUGGUGCAAUAUCAUUAUGCUGGAAGCACUGCUGAUUCCGAGAAAGACGGAUCUUGCAUAUCAACUAGAUUCCAGACCAUGAGUGAGAUGAAAAAUACAUAGAAUCAGCUCGUGGAUGUGUUAUCUGUUCUUAUGAAUAAAUUUAAUGGCAAGACAAGAUUUAUAUACAUUAUUUUGUUUAAUAUAUUUUAUUCAGUAAAAUCUC